ACUUUACUCCAUACUUAUAUAUUAUGUUAUUGAUUAUUUAUUAAUUUAUUAUUAGCUUAAUGUGGGUAUUAACUAUUUUGUUAUUUAAUUUAUCGUUUGUCAGAAUGUCUCAUAACUCUCGUCGUUAUACUCGCAGCUGUCGCACUACUCUGUACUUCUUGUCUGUGUACUGUGGUUUAUUUUAUUCUGUAAGUGUGUCCUAGCAGUGUACGGUGUAUGAUAUCAAGAUCAGCCUCACACCAAAAUUGAAAUUGAUAUUUACCUAAUAUAUUUCAAUUAUUGGAACAUAUGAGGAAGCUAGAAGUAAAUUACCAAAAUAUGAAAAUAAUGAUGAUGCAGUAAGCUCGAAUAUUGAAAACCGAGGUUGUGGAAAGCGUAAGAAGAAACCAAAUACUUUGAAAAGGAAUUCAGAUUCAGAAUCAGAUAGUCAUUCACCAUCAAUUAUAAAUAUGCCAGAACCUCCUACUUGGAUAAGAUCUCUUGAUGAUUCUUAUAGAACAUACAAAUUAAAACCUUCUAUUAACAACACAAAUCUAGUUUCACCAAAUCAAAUUAGGGAAUCUACAAAAUCUACAACCAGUCAAACGACUUCAGUGUUCAAAAAAGUCACAUCAAUUUUUACUACUCCAGUUCCACAGAAAUAUAAUAACGAUAAUAAUUCAAUUUCAGAAAACAAUUUGACACAAAUGAAUUUACUUGUUCAAGAUCAGCUGCUAACAGAAACAAAUUCUGACAAUUGUUUGUCACUACCCAUGUUUGAACACGAUAAUGAAUCUCAUAAUGAAGAAAAUGAACAGUAUCAGCCUUCAUUAUCCGGAGCCGUGGACUUUUCACAUGCUACAAUACAUUUAUUGCAAAAGCAAAUUUUGUUAGUUCAACAAAUUAUAGAAGGUCAACAGAUGACUAAUAAAUUAUUAACAAAAUUAAUCAUGAGCAAUGGAGAAUCUAAAGCCCAAUCGACAAUCAGACAAAAAUGUUCUGAGCAUUUCAUUCUGCCGGCUAAAUCUAUAGCCGAAGUGUGUGAUGUUGAAGAAAAAUUGCAAUUGUCUGCAUCACGACAACUAAUGAUCAGUAGAUUACAGCAAUGUGGGGGAAGAUAGCAGAAUGACACUACCACAUUGGUAUUAAGAACAUUAUUAACAGACCAUUGCGCAUUUAACUACAACUUUGAAGGUCGAAAUUCUGGAAAACAUGCUUUCAAAGAUUUGAUAAUGUUCAGCAUUCUACUAGAUGUAACUAUGAUGAAACAUCCAACAGGAUCCGAAGAUGUGGUUAGGUGUAGAGUUAAAAACUGGUUACGCUUAGCACCAACCCGGGAGAAAUAUAAAAAAAAAUAAUAAUAAUAUUAAGUGGUAUCGUGGUACCUGGUGUAUAUAGUGUAUUAUAAUUUAUAAUUUGUAACUGUUUUUUUUU
This is a messenger RNA of Acyrthosiphon pisum (pea aphid), 1413 nucleotides long. RefSeq lists its product as uncharacterized. Lineage: Eukaryota; Metazoa; Arthropoda; Insecta; Hemiptera; Aphididae. Bases 450 to 1100 code for a protein of 216 amino acids. The record is from RefSeq and is a predicted model, not a curated record. The transcript is spliced from 7 exons.